AUGAGCCCUCCGUGGCAUUCCACUCGUCAGAAACCCCGUCGGAGGGCUGCUUCCUUCGCAGGCUUCUUUGGCAAGCUGUUCCCCAGUCAUCGUCCUGAGCAAGGUAGUACUCUCCAGGACGCAAAACACAGCGGUGACUCGGCAUACCAUGAUCUUGGCAUCGAUACCGAGGAGCUCACACAGUGGAACAUUGCUCAAGAUAUCACUCCUGGUCGCCGUGCAGAGCUGGAUAUGCAGUUGCAGGGCCAGAGGCGCUCUUCGAGCCCAGGCCCCAAGAAACUCAUCACGUCGAAGGCGACUCCCUGCUUGACUUUUGAAAACAAGCCAUUUCACCCAAUCCAUGCUCCAAUCCCACUAUCACCAAGUAUCCCGAACCGGGCAGUGAGCCUCUCAGCCUCCCAGACGCAUGCUCUCCUGCGAUCCAAAGAGCAGACUCGCCGCCAGCGACGCGAGCUCAAAGCAAGUGGGGAUUUUUUACCCGUGACUGGAUACAAUCCGUGGUCUGGAGAGUGGGAUGUUUUGACGCCUACCGAUACUCUCAGUUCCGACGCGACAUCGCCGUCAACGGAGGAGAAAAUGAUCAAACUAGCACAGAAGGUAGAAGAGGCCAAAAUGGCAUACCUACAUGCCAGGAACCGACAGGAGUCAGAAAAGGAGAAGAUCAAGCUGGAGAAGGCCCAGGCCAAGUUGGCCAAGAUUGAGAAGACAAAAAACGAUAUCCGAAGACAGGGCAGCAACAUCAGGUGGAUCACCCGCCGAGGACAGUGGUCGUCGGCGGCGGAACCGAACCUGAGCCCAAUCGCCCAAUCCGCGAACAGUGCUGCGACGAAUCCAUCGAACCAGUCCACGGACACUAUUAUACAUACACCGGCAAGGCGCGAGAGCAGCCAUGUGGUGCAUUUUUUAUGGAGACGCCACCGCCGGCCGAAGAAUCCAGGGGUGCCAGGCGGAGACCAAGCUAUAGCGAUCUCAUCGUCGACAGCAGGGAUGAAGGCGAGAUCUCACUCAACCACUACGCUCUUGGGCCCAAACCCCCUGAUCGAGCUCGAGAUACCGGACCACCACCUAGACCUGCUGCCAAGGACGAAGGAGGCCAUAAUACAGGAAGCGGCCAACCCCGGCGUCAACUCAGCUACAGCGACCUCAUCCCAGUCGCCAGCGAAGAGCGAACCAGGAGUCCGCCAAGGAUCUGUCUUCACACACAUCACCACCACUACUGGCUGCGAUCUCGAGCCAGCGAAAAUCCCCCACGGACAACUAGAUGGCCAUACAGAGAACAUGGGCGCAGUUCCCGCGAUGCAGACUUCGCUGCGUUCCCACGACCGGACUUGCGUCGCGUGGACCGCCAUGCAAGAGCAAGACAGGACGCCUUCCCAUCGCGCUACACCACAGAACGGCUCGCCGAGUAUCGUGUCCCGUCCCGAGACUCCAGAGACCGAUACUGCAUCCAUCCACCAUGUAACACCACGGCUGUGCAAGACAACGCGCGAGAAGUACAGCAACGAGGGAAUGGGAAACACCUCCACUUCCCCGAGCGCGGACAUGUCUCUCCAAGCUCCUCGGCACCGGCCAUCGGAGAGGACAAAGCGGCAGGCUGCAGUCCAGGCCGCGGCCCGAACAGCAAUGCACAGGUCCCGAAGCAGGAUCGCAGACGCUCUCGCGUCCGUGUCACGCCGCCGAAGCAAGACACCCAGCCCGAUCAGGCCUGCGUACCAGUCGCAGUGGACGGAGGCAGACGUACGCAACGAGCCAGAGAACCCGGUCCACGGCGACGGAGGCACCGUCGAUCAUUCCAGGCCCUCCGACCCAGGCCCGAGAAUCAAGACUGACGGGCUCCUCUUCGUCAUCUUUGUCAUACUGGCCUGGAACAGCUUGAGACUCCUGAAGUGGUUGUCGUCGUUGUGA
Messenger RNA from Neoarthrinium moseri, 1905 nucleotides. RefSeq lists its product as uncharacterized. The record is from RefSeq and is a predicted model, not a curated record. The transcript has a single exon. The coding region runs from base 1 to 1905 and encodes 634 amino acids. NCBI's taxonomy places the organism in Eukaryota, Fungi, Ascomycota, Sordariomycetes, Amphisphaeriales, Apiosporaceae.